This is a messenger RNA of Cuscuta campestris, 630 nucleotides long. NCBI's taxonomy places the organism in Eukaryota, Viridiplantae, Streptophyta, Magnoliopsida, Solanales, Convolvulaceae. The record is from the annotation of a GenBank genome assembly.
GGUGCAAUUGGAAAAGGAGGAGCAAUUACCUUAAUGGAGAAUCACCGGCGGCAAAGAGGAUGCCUGUGAAGAGGGCAAACAGUGGGCCUGUGAUGACGGCAGAAAGGAGUGUUGUGAAUGACAAUCGGAAGGCGAGAGGACACGGACCACCAGUGGCAGAGACGAGGGAGAGACGACGACGGUUGUGAAGACGGCGAGGAGGAAAUUCAGACCGGAAAAAAAAACAUAGAUGUUGGUGGUAUAUUGACAGCUGCAAAACAGAUGCUCACUAUCUUCCUCUCCAUUACUGCAGAGACUACAAGCAGUGUCCAUGGGGAUGAACUUGCUAAGUCUUUUCUUGGUUUGGAGUCUAUCCCUGCAUAGGAGCCAUAAUAUGAUUUUGUGCUUGGGUAUUGAUAGCUUGUUCCAGACCAUGUUAGACCAGUUAGGUUCUUGUCUUUUCCCAAUUAACCACUUGUAGCCAUCUUUUGAAGAGUAUGGGCUGUUCAUCUCCAUUCCUUCAAAGCACCUUCUGAUCUUUAGCAUUUUCUUCCAGUAGAAACAUGAGUCAUUUUUGAUUUGGCAUUCCCAUAUGUUAUUGGUCUUUAGAUAUUUCCCAUGAACCCAUUUGACCCAUAGGCUCUCCUUCAU